Molecule: messenger RNA, 691 nt
Organism: Thermothielavioides terrestris NRRL 8126
Lineage: Eukaryota; Fungi; Ascomycota; Sordariomycetes; Sordariales; Chaetomiaceae
Exons: 2
Biological process (GO): vacuolar proton-transporting V-type ATPase complex assembly
Cellular component (GO): Vma12-Vma22 assembly complex; extrinsic component of endoplasmic reticulum membrane
Source: RefSeq, a predicted model, not a curated record
AUGCCAACCGACACAAGCUCCUAUGAAUCAAUUGACAGCCUCCUGGCACACUACUUGGACCUGCUCGACGAGUACACACGCCUGCGCGACGCCCUGCACACGCUGCAGGCCGACAUGUUCCAGCACCUGGCACGAGCCAACUUCUCCGCCGAGCGGGGUGUGCGCUACUACGGACAGGACUACUACGACGAGCGGAUGCAGGCCACGCGGAGGGUGCAGAUCCGGCUGCGGGGGGAGGGGGGAGACGUAGCCGGUAAAGAGGGAAGCAGGACUGGCAGCGGGAGCAGGAGCGAGAGCGGGAGCGGGAUUGAAGAGAGCAAACCGCUGUUCACCAUCAGGCUGCACCCCGCGCCAGGACAGGAGCAGCAGGAGAAGCAGGAGCAGCAGGAGGACACAACGCCGGCCGAGCGCCCGGCCGACAGGACAGCAGCAAAGCGCGACGACCCAGCGAGCACAGACGCAAGCCGCGACGCAAGCAACCCAGACCACACUUCACCGGGGGAAACACCCGCAGCCUCUUCUCCAAACAACAACAACAGCAGCAACAGCAGUGACAACAGCAACAGCAGCAGAAGCAAAACCAGCCGCAAGAGCAAGAGCGACGACCCCCUCCGCUGGUUCGGCAUCCUGACCCCUCCGGCCCUGCGCCAGGCGCAAGCACAGGCCAUCCGCGCGGUCGAGGCGCUCCGUG